CGGAUCGGGCUACUCCCCUACUCGGCGCUACCGUACUCAGUUACAAUCACACUCAAAUAUGUCCGGCGGGAGCACAGACAGACUUUGAACCCAACCGUUGUAGCGGAUUUUAAAAACCUCCACUCUGGGAACCAAGAUGGAAAACACUCGGGGAUUCUUCCUGCUAGGUGUCGGCCUCUCACUGCUAGCUGUCGUUGCAGCCCAGACAACACAAGCACCAACACCAAGUGCAAACGCCUUCUUCAACGGCUUCAACUCCUAUGCAGUUCUACCCAACACCUUACAGAUCACCUCCACACUAACAUCAUUCAGCUUUAGAACUUGCAAUGGGGGCCAACUCCUACGACAAGAGGGAAGCAAUGGGGACUACAUUGAGCUGUCUCUUAUAGCAUCGGGAGGGGUUCUAAGAUUCUCCUUUCGAAAGGCAGGGGGGAGGGGGGAAGAUUUUGUUGAUCUAGGGUCAGGACUCAAUACUAAUCAGAUGUGGCACACAGUAGAUCUAGAGUAUUUAGUAGGCAACCUGACGUUAAGUGUUGAUGGGGAAAAAAUCACAGUUGCAUCUCAGACUGUCAGAAGUUACGUGCUGGACAUCGACCUGUCUGGAAGUGCAGGAGUGGAGGUUGGACGUGGACUCAUUGGAUGUGUAUAUGCGGGUCCAGGGGUGCAGUUGACCACUGCAACGUCACAGUCCAAUGUCCAGUGGGGUAGCUGUCCUUUGGAGAACAAUGAGGGAUGCGAUGGCCCAGUUGACACGGACGCCUGUGUUAGCCACCCUUGCGAGAACGGCGGGAUAUGCGUAGACGAAAUCCAAAACUACACAUGCAUUUGUACGGCUAGAUAUACCGGUCGAAAUUGCGAGAUCGACACGGGUCCACUGUGUGAGUCACCAGAUAACCUGUGCUACAAUGGAGGAGUCUGCCAGGAGCAGCAGAAUGGGAACUACACUACCUGUGUUUGCCGAGACGGGUGGGCCGGACCGCGGUGCACGGAGAGCCCCUGUGUCAGCGAACCCUGUAUGAACGGAGCGACGUGUUUGAAUGUCACCGGUGGAUACCAAUGCACAUGUCCUGAUGGCUUUGCUGGCGUGAACUGUGAAAUCAACAUUAACGAAUGUGCCACUGCACCAUGCAAAAAUGGUGGUCAAUGCACAGACAGCAUCAAUGGAGUGAUCUGCAACUGUGACGGUACUGGGUACGAAGGCCCCUUCUGCCAGAGCGACGUGAACGAGUGCAACAACGAUCCGUGUCAGAACAGUGGAACCUGUUUCAACCGCCCCGGUGGCUUCACCUGUCAGUGUGCGCAGGGUUGGGACGGUGACGUUUGUGAUAACGAGCUUGACGAAUGCAUCUCGGACCCAUGUCAGAAUGGCGCCACCUGCGAGGACCGGCAGGGGUCGUACUUCUGCAACUGUGUGUCGGGAUUCGAGGGGACCAACUGUGAGACCAGCCAGGCUUGUCAGGCGCAGCCCUGCAACCCAGAGGAGGACUGUUUUCCAGAGGGUUUAAACUAUCGUUGUGAGUGCAAGCCAGGCUAUGACGGGUCUGCAGGUAACUGCAGGGAUAUUGAUGAGUGUGCGAGUAAUCCGUGUCGUAACCGUGGCACCUGUAACAACUACAUUAACUACUACAACUGCUCCUGCCGUGAUGGCUACAAUGGUUACAACUGUGAGUUCACUGACGAGUGUGUCCUGAGGCCCAACUACUGCAGGAAUGGGGCAACAUGUCGGGACUUAACGGCGUCCUUCGAGUGCAUCUGUGCAGUUGGGUUUACAGGAGAAGACUGCUCAGAGAACAUUGAUGACUGCGCCCAGCACAACUGUCAGAAUGGUGCAACAUGUAUGGACCAGAUCAACGAUUACACGUGUAACUGUCUGCCUGGGUUUGAAGGCGACAGAUGUCAAACCAACAUUGAUGAUUGCAGCCCUGACCCCUGUGAGAACAGUGGCACCUGCACUGAUCUCGUCAAUGACUACAGAUGUGAAUGUACAACGGCCUGGGCAGGCAAAAACUGCACUCAGGAGAAUCGGUGUGAAGUGCCGACGCCUGUUGUCUGCACGGAUGGGAAGGUGUGUUUUAUAUCAGAAGAUGGACUUGGUACUGACUGUCAGUGUCCCCUGGGCUUCACUGGAGUCAACUGUGCUGACAACAUCAACGAAUGUGACCCGGACCCCUGUCAGAACAAUGCUACCUGUAUUGAUGGGAUCAACAAAUUUGUCUGCAACUGCACCAGUGGCUGGCAGGGAGUGACCUGUGAGGAAGACAUUGAUGAGUGCAAUCCGUCGCCAUGCCAACACGACUCCGUCUGCGUCAACACCGAGGGAAGCUACGACUGCUUCUGCCGUCAGGGCUACCACGGGAAGAACUGUGAACUGGACAUCAACGAGUGUUACUCUGAGCCCUGCCAAAAUGGCGCCACGUGUCAGGACCUCAUCGCUGAAGCCAAGUGCACCUGUGCUCCAGGCUACACGGGGGUCUGGUGCGAGAGGGAGAUUUUGGAGUGCGACUCCAACCCGUGUCAGAACGGUGCGACGUGUAUCGACCUCAUCGCCCGGUACAACUGCUCGUGCAUGCCGGGCUGGGAGGGGGUGAACUGUGAGCAGGAGGUGGAUGAGUGUGAGAGCAGUCCAUGUCUGAACGGGGGACAGUGCACCGACCUGUUCAACAACUACACCUGUAAUUGCAGCAACACUGGUUUUGUGGGGUACGACUGUGAGGUGGAGAUCAGGGAGUGUGACUCCAGCCCCUGCCAACAUGGCGGCAUCUGCAAUGAUCUCAUCAACUACUACAACUGCUCAUGUUACGAUGGGUUUGAAGGCUACAACUGUGAGACUGACAUCGAUGAAUGCGCAUCAGAUCCAUGUCAAAAUGGAGCCACGUGUACGGAGAAUUCUGCAGGUGGAAACACCAACUGGCCCAACGCUGGAGGGUACACGUGUACUUGUGUUCCAGGCUAUGCUGGGGACAACUGUGAAACUGACAUCAACGAGUGCGAUUCCGAUCCAUGUCAGAAUGGAGCGACAUGUAAUGACUUGAUCAACAUGUACACUUGCGACUGCGUGCUAGGAUUCAGGGGAAUAAACUGUGAAGAGAAUAUUGAUGAGUGUACGGAGUACGGCGGCAACCCGUGUCAGAAUGGGGCUGUGUGCAUGGAUGGAAUCAAUGACUACAGCUGUUUAUGCACACCGGGACUGGGUGGGAAGAACUGUUCUGUAACGCUGAUCGGUUGCAACGUGAAUGGUUGUGAAAACAACUCCACCUGCGUUCCAUACCUGCAAGACGAAGCGACAGACACACACAACUACACCUGUAACUGUGAUAAUGGCUUCGUGGGCCGCAACUGCGAGAAAGUCACAACUCUUUCGUUCGAUGGAAGCGGGUAUAUAACAGUCCCUCCGCAAACUGGCCCCACUGUUACAUUGCAGAUCAGGUUCAGAACCACAUUACCCUCUGGCGUUCUGGCUUUCGUUGGGGAAGCAAAUCACCAUGGCAUCUUGGAGAUUGUUGAUAACAAGAUACAGCUGACCCACUUUAACGGUUCUGUGAAGAGAAGUGUUGAAGUCAACAAGGUCAUCAGUGAUGGUGAAUGGCAUGACGUAACUGCUAGAAUCGUUGAGAACGGUACCAUGUCAGUAUGUGUUGAUGGCUCUAACUGUAAUGACGGUAACGUUGGUCAGACAGUAGAUUUUGGAGACCUGAAUGUUGGUGGAGUUGACAAUGCUUUACUUGCUCUGACAACAUCUCGUAAAAACUACGUAGGCUGUGUAGAGGAUAUUGUUAGGGAUGGCCAUGCUAUUGUAGCCGCAGACUACGUUUCUGGAUCCAUCGCUGAGGGAUGUGAUCGUAAGGAUCAGUGUAAUCCGGAUCCGUGCUCUGGGAAGGGCGUGUGUACAGACGAGUGGAUCCAGUACACAUGCGAGUGUGAGCGGCCCUACACUGGAAACAAUUGCAACUACACCUUGAGUACAGGAACCUUCAGCAAUGAAGAGCUGAGCAGUUUUGCGAACUUCGUGGUUCCUCGCAGUGGUAGCGACCCAUUCAAGGUUUCCAUGUUCUUCCGGACACGAAAACCGGAUGGUUUGUUGAUGUUUACCGGAGAGCCAGGAAUCGGUCCUGAAACACCACCUGUAGAUGCCAACUAUGUCGCAGUGCAACUUGUCAAUGGAAGAAUCCGUGUGGAUGUAAAGGAGGUGGGUGAAACAGCCAACCAGCCUAAGAGCUACACCCUUGGUGGAAGGCUGGCAGACGGAGAGUUCAAGUUUGUGGAUGUGUCGAUUGAUGGAGAGAGCAUGUAUAUCAACGUGAAUGACCAAGUCAGCAAUACAAUCACACUGGACAAUGCUCCGAACUUACCAGGAGGUGUCUUGUAUGUCGCUGGUAUGGACUUCCAAAACCCAGAGAAUCUGGGUCUUUCCACCACUGAGCCAUUCAAGGGGUGUAUCCAGGAUUUGCGGUACAACGAAACACGACUUGACUUCUACCCGCUGGCCAUACCUGGCUUCCAGCUCGACUCUCCCUCCCUGCCAUCUACUGGCCUCAGUAAUGUUAACAACACCUGUGUGAGUGACGACACCUGUGCUAGUGGCCCCUGCACCAACGGCGGCGUCUGCACAGUGACGUGGAAUGACUUUGAGUGCAACUGCCCUGUAGGUUUCACUGGGAAGAAUUGUUCUGAGACCGAUUUCUGCGUCUCCAAUCCGUGUCCCUCCAACUCCACCUGCAACAACCUGGAUGAUGGGUUUGAAUGUCUUACAUCAGCCACCUUUGACAGAGACAUGCUAGAGUACAGCACCAGCCCCAGUUUCACUGCCAUCGACAACACCCUCCAAGUCAGCUUCCGCACCAGAGACACAGAUGCUCUUCUACUUCGAGCCUCGGGUGGUUCCACAACUGUUCAGUUGGAAAUUGUGAGCGGGAACGUCCGCUUCACCUACAACAGCGCACCUUCUGCUGAGGCAAACUUUGACGUCAGCGACGGAGAAUGGCACACAGUGGAAGUCUCAUUCCUGGGCACCGUUGCCCAGCUUACUGUGGACAAUGGUGCUGAAAAUGCUACAGCAAACAUGGGGCAGGCUGCUCCAAACUUCGACGAAUUUGCAGGGCAAGACACCAUCCAAGUUGGUAGCCAAGGUGGGCAGGGAUAUUUCAAGGGUUGUAUGGAGAAUCUGCGCGUGGGUGGGGUCCUCCUGCCUUUCUUUGAGUCCUCACAGAUCCUGACUAACGCCUCUAAGAAAUUCAACCUUAAGUCAGCCAGCAGUAUCACCGUCGGCUGUACGAGCGACGAUGUUUGUGGGCCACAGCCUUGUGUCAACGGCGCUACCUGCGCUGACAUCUUCAACGACUACAACUGCACCUGCGUGCCAGGAUACUCUGACAAGAACUGCAGUACCAACAUUGACGAAUGCGCAUCAGGCCCUUGCCAAAAUGGAGCCACCUGUCAGGAUGCCAUCAAUGAGUACUCCUGCGACUGUGUGCCUGGAUACGUAGGGGAUCACUGUGAGACAGAAAUCAACGAGUGUGACUCCAGCCCUUGUCAGUUCAACUCCACGUGUAUCGACCUGGUCAACGCCUUCUUCUGCAACUGCACCACCAACUACACUGGGGAAGUCUGUGAGGUUAACAUCUUUGAGAGAUGCGAUGCUGGGCCUUGUCAAAAUGGAGCUACAUGUAAUGAUCUCAACAUUACUGCAACUAACAAGGCUGCAUUUGAGUGUAUCUGUCCCCCUGGCUACGAGGGUAAGCUGUGUGACCAGGAGAUUGACUACUGCGCAGGUGAUCCCUGCCAGUUUGGGGCCACCUGCUCCAACAACAGGCAAAUCUUUGACUACGAGUGUGCCUGUGUGCCGGGGUACAUGGACAAGAACUGCAGCACCAACAUUGAUGAGUGCGCUUCCGACCCAUGUGAGAAUAUGGCAACGUGCACGGAUCUUGUCAAUGGCUACACGUGCCAGUGUACUGAAGGAUGGAAUGGAACAGAAUGCAAUGUUGACAUUGACGAGUGUUUGACCAUAACCUGUGAGAACAAUGGCUCCUGUGAGAACCUGCCAGGGUCGGUCAAGUGCAACUGUGCCGAGGGAUACGAAGGCACCCAUUGCGAAUUCCGUAGUUGUGAGGAGGGCCAUUGUAUGAACAAUGGUAGCUGUAGAAUGACUCAUCGGGGCAGGGUCUGUGUGUGUGCCGACGGGUUCCCAGGCGACCGAUGUGAACUUGACAUAGACGAAUGCAACACAACCUUCCCAUGUCAGAAUGGGGCCGCGUGUAACAACUCAGUUGGAACUUACACAUGUGACUGUACCCUGGGCUACUCCGGGCACGACUGUGACGUGCCUGUUUGUAGCGGUGACGUGUGUCUGUAUGGUUCGACCUGUAUGACAAACUCGACUCAUUGGCUAUGCCUUUGUGGCGAGGGUUACCAAGGCCUGCGUUGUGAUGAGGAUUUUGACGAGUGUCAAACCUCUCCCUGUGAGCGCAGUGCCCCAUGUAAUAACACGUUCGGCAGCUACGAAUGUCUCUGUCCGCUUGGCUAUGCCGGUCAGAACUGCUCUGACCCAAGGUGCACACCAGAUCUGUGCGCUAAUAACGCUACCUGCAAUGACUCAGGCUCUGACUGGGUCUGUUACUGUGAGGAAGGGUUUGAAGGAAUGCGAUGCAAUGAAGACAUAGAUGAGUGCAUGAGCUCUCCUUGUGAGAAUGGUGCUCAUUGCAAUAAUAUCUAUGGCAGUUUCCAGUGUAUUUGCCCCCUGGGGUACACAGGACAGACCUGUGAGACCCCCCAGUGUACGGCAGACUUGUGUGCAAACAAUGCCACCUGUAACGACACUGGCACUGCCUGGGUUUGCCAUUGCACUGAAGGGUUCGAAGGCCUGCAAUGUGAGGAAGACAUAGAUGAGUGCAUGAGCGCCCCCUGUGAGAAUGGUGCGCUCUGCAGUAACACCGAUGGCAGCUUCCAGUGUAUUUGCCCCCUGGGAUACACAGGAAAGACCUGUGUGGCUCCCAAGUGUACGGCAGACUUGUGCCCAAAUAAUGCCACCUGUAACGACACUGGCACUGCCUGGGUGUGCCACUGUACUGAAGGGUUUGAAGGCAUCCGCUGUGAGAAUGACACAAAUGAGUGCCUAGACUCCCCCUGUCGGCAUGACAGCCUGUGCAAUAACACUUUUGGGAGCUACCAGUGCUCUUGUUCUCUGGGAUACGUGGGGAGGAACUGUGAAACCCCCAAUUGCACCUCUGAUCUGUGCUCGAACAAUGGCACAUGUGUUGAUAGUGGUUCAGAAUGGGUCUGUACCUGUGGAGAAGGGUAUGAAGGAGAGCGGUGUCAAAGUGACAUUGACGAAUGCACAGACGAAGACCUGUGUCAAAACGGCGCCACUUGUGUCAACUCCCCUGGCGCUUUCCUGUGCAAUUGCAGUGCAGGGUUUAAGGGGUCGCGCUGUGAGACUCCGACUUGCGCCCCUAACCCUUGCCUGAAUAAUGGUAGCUGUGCGCUAGAGGAUAGCUGGAGUUGCUCUUGUACUGAAGGGUUUGCAGGUGAGAGAUGUGGGAUUCGAGGACCAUGUGCCGACUUCCCUUGUCAAAACGGAGCCAACUGUUCCCAGAACGUGAACGCCAACCCCAUGACGUACGACUGUGAGUGUGGAUAUGGUUGGGAGGGAGACACAUGUACUCAGCCAGUGGACUGGUGUGCAUCCAGCCCCUGUCAGAACAACGGGAACUGCAGCAGCGUCAACACACAAGGCUUCACAUGUCAGUGUGAGCCGUGGCUUGAUGGACCCACUUGUGAACAGGACAAGGAUGACUGCUUGUCAAACCCAUGUCUAAAUGGCGCCACCUGUACAGACAAGACGGGAGAAGUGGGAGUGGAUUGUGCAUGUACUCCAUACUGGAAGGGUGAGACGUGUACAGAGGACCGUAAUGAGUGUGAGGAGCCCGAGGGAGAGGAGUACCGCUGUCCUCUGAACGUCACAGCAUCAGACUGUGACAACACUGUGGGCAACUUCACCUGUGUGUGCUUAUCUGGCUGGGCUGGGGAGUACUGUAGAGAGGAGGUGCCAACUCAAAGUCAACAGAGAGAUGACCUGGCCCUGAUCCUGGGCCUCCCCAUCGCAGCAGCCAUCUUACUCAUCAUCAUCAUCCUCCUGGUAUUCCUCCUCCUCAUGAGGACCAAGAGAGCGACUCGCGGCACAUACAGCCCCAGCAGACAGGAGAUGACGGGAUCCAGGGGGGUAGAGAUGGGGGGGAUGCUGAAACCACCCCCCGAAGAGAGACUUAUUUAGCAUCAAAUUUGUUUUCCUGUCCAUUGUACAAAGUUGUGUAUGAAUUCUUCUGAAGAAGUUGUGGUAACUUGUAAGAUGUUGUUUGUUGAUGUACUGUUUUGAAUUGUUUGUACAUUCCAUGUCAUAUACAUGUACAUGUAUGUUUGUCCUGUGCUAAGUUUUUUUAACCUGUGAAGCAAUUUUAGAAGGAUGUGCACUGUUUUGAAUACUUGUCUAAUAGCACAUUUAUGAUAUCUGUAGAAAUAGUGUUACUUAACACUUUGUGAUAGUAAAAUAACAUCAUGGCAUUUACUGUAGUUGAAAUCUCUACAGUUCCACUUGGCAAGUCACUUAGCCUACAUGUGUAUCUCAGCCAUUCUGCAGAAUUAUAAGAUCUUUGGCCUUUUUCAAGGGAAUGAAGAAAACUUAAACUUUGUCAGAGUCUGAGACAUAUUAUUAAACACAAAUCAGCAUGCCUUUUCAGAUGCCUUAUAUUCAAUGUAUGGUAGUUGUUGCUCACCAUUCUAUUCUAAAGAAAUUAAAUCUUUGAUGUUAUAUUGGUUCCUAUUCUGAAAUGUCCCUGUCUUUUUGUGUGUAUGUGUAAUGUUAGAAUGUUGAUAUCAGGGAACAGUGAAAUUAUGUAGUUAAUGGCACAAAUAUAAUGUGUUGAUGUUUUAAGUGUAUGUAGUUAGAUUUAUAAGUAGUUAUGUCUGACAGAGUUUAGCGACACAAGAGGAUAUUUUUAGUAAAAUUGUGAUAUUUUUGUCUUAGUGUUUCACAUGCAAACGCUGGAUCGUCUGUGAAUGAUCAAAUAUUAGCAAUGUCUUUUAGCAAUAUCAAAGCCCACCUCAUUUUUAAUAUAGGAUACAUAUUUUUUUUUCAUUUCAACCACUAAUAUGUAACAAUUUAUGUAUAAAGAUUUUAAUUUAUGGUAAUGAGUUUGAUAUUGGUAUAUUGUAACUAUGGACUCACAUAGCCACUGACAGUACCUACAUUGUACAUGACAUUGUACAAGAAUUGACUGAUUCUAAUCCUUCAAAGCUUUGCCUCUUAAGUCAUCAUAAUUCAUAUGGCUCGCUAAGCUGUUAAGGAAUGUAACAAACAGUAUUAACUGAUUUGGUUUGGUUUUACACUCAUCUGUUGAGAUGUUCUUUUAUUUUCUAAUGUGAUUCCACUGCUUGUUGCAUUUAAUAAUGUGUGAGUUGCCAAAUCUUGCUUUAACACCCUUGCUUUCUAGGCAGAUUGUAAACUUUGUAAUGAAAGAAUUCUGUAGUUGAAAAGACUACAGUAACUGUGGUUAGAAAAUUUGAGGAUGCCACCAGACAGGCAAGGCCUGUUUAAUUUUGCUUUAUUUUUAGAUUUCACAUUAUACAUGUAAUAGUGCAUAAGACCUCAAUAGUAUAACAUUAGUUAUACUUUUAAUUAUGCAAAAUUAGCUAUUUCAGCACACCUGUAAAUUUACAAGUUUAUAUAACCAACAUUGAAUACUUAUCAUCACAGUUUUUUCUGUAUCAUAAGAGAGCAUGUGUGGAAUUUUAGCAUUGGUGAUAAGCCUAGCAUUUGAAUGGAUAGUUGUUCAACAUGAAUGUUAAUUUAGGUUGUUUCCCAAGUGAUAGAAGGAAAGUUUACCUGACAAAAGUGUCUAACUUCAUUGACUUGUUUCCUAUCAUGACAUAAAGUAGAGGAAAUGUGUGUUCAUGUGUAUGACUUUCAAGUGUUUGAAGCAUGACUCUUAGAUCAGAAAUAUUAAGGGUAGAAAUUAUCUUGAAAUUCAUUUUGAAAAGACAAAGCUUCAGGUUUCUUGUUGAAGCUGUACACUAUAGGGUAAAGUUGACAGAAAAUAAUCUUUGCAUGACAAAGAAUACAGAAGAGCAUAGAUAUUUUCGGCAAUGAGUUUUGAAGUAUGCCAAUAGGUCUAAAAGUGUGAAUUCUCUUUGAUCCGUUUGUACUUACGCUGUUUGAUGAAUUUGUACAGAAGAAAUAAGAUUUGUCUCAUUGGCUUUGCCUGUAGUUUGAUCCACAUAGCUGGCAUGUCAAGCUUACAGCGUUUCAGCGAUGCAGAUUCAAUAAAUUUUGUAAUUAUUGCAUU
Molecule: messenger RNA, 10337 nt
Organism: Branchiostoma floridae (Florida lancelet)
Lineage: Eukaryota; Metazoa; Chordata; Leptocardii; Amphioxiformes; Branchiostomatidae
Product: protein crumbs-like
Exons: 28
Coding region: 137-8269 (2710 amino acids)
Biological process (GO): heterophilic cell-cell adhesion; establishment or maintenance of epithelial cell apical/basal polarity
Cellular component (GO): plasma membrane; protein-containing complex
Molecular function (GO): calcium ion binding
Source: RefSeq, a predicted model, not a curated record